This is a messenger RNA of Tilletiopsis washingtonensis, 1117 nucleotides long. RefSeq lists its product as hypothetical. Lineage: Eukaryota; Fungi; Basidiomycota; Exobasidiomycetes; Entylomatales. The coding region runs from base 88 to 789 and encodes 233 amino acids. The transcript is spliced from 4 exons. The record is from RefSeq and is a predicted model, not a curated record.
CGCUGGCAUGUGUUGCUCUCCCAGCACGACGCGCACCGCUUGCCCUCUCACCAUCACCUCGCAGCACCCCGCAAGACAAUCAGCACCAUGGCCGCCUCCUUCACGCCCCACGCCACGCUCAGCAAAGACUCCAACCCCAAGGACUGGGCCUACCUGCUCGGCAACCUGGCGCAGGACGCCUCCAUCGUCUUCACAAAGGCAUCGCUCAUCUCCUUCCUCAAGACGCACAAUGUCGAGGUCGGCACCAACUUCAGCGAGAUCCGCGCCCUGCCAAAGUACGCCACUGUGGGCAAGAUGAGCAGCAGCAGCAGCAGCGCCGGCGGUGACGCCAGCGAGAGCAGUGCCUCGGCCUCCGCCGCCGCCGUCUCCUUCGACGCGCCUCGCGCUGCGCCGGCAGCACCGGCCGCCAACGUGGUGCGCGAUCCGUCUGGCGACGUCUUCCGUCCCACGCGGCGUGUGCGCGAGGCCGUCGGCGGCGGCAGCAGUGGCGUCACGGCCGCGCUCUUCGGCGGCGGCGACGACGAGGCGGAGCGCGACGCUGCGCGCGAGUCGGCACGGCGACGCGGCUUGCUGCUGGAGCAGGAGAACAUGCAGCAGGCGGAGCGCGGCCAGCAGCAGCAGCGGGCCGAGGAGGCGCCCAAGCAGCAGACGCAGACGACACAGCAGCGCCUGGAGGAGGAGCAGAAGGCCCGGGCGGCACAGGCUGGCUUCCGGCCCACGCGUCGUGUGCGCGAGGCGGUUGGCGGUGGUAGCGAGCAGGUGCAGGCGCUCUUCGGCGGCGGCGACUAGGCGAUGCGCAAGCAUGAACGGCCCGCGCGAGCCGGCCUGAGCUGGCGAUCGGGCCUCUGCCGCGGCGGCGACGGUGCCGGUACCCCUGAGCCCUCGCCGAGCAAGGCAGUCGCGCCCUGGCUCCUUUCGCUCCCACCAGGAGCGGCGCAGGAGCUGUAUACCACACGACUCUAGGGGCGCAGCAGUGAUGAUAUGAUUGACGAAUCGGAGGGGGUCAUGUCGUGCCGGCAGCGAGUGCGAGAGCGAGGGGAUCGUGAGGCGGCAGCUCCGGAUGCGGGGGCAAGUCUGGAGCGCGCGGGGUCGUUAAAUGGGAAGAAGAUCUUACAGC